This is a messenger RNA of Soboliphyme baturini, 1104 nucleotides long. The record is from the annotation of a GenBank genome assembly. Lineage: Eukaryota; Metazoa; Nematoda; Enoplea; Dioctophymatida; Soboliphymatidae.
AUGUGUAUGACACCCGAUGGCCUUCCUUUGGUCGGGCCUUUGCUACAGAACCACAAUUAUUGGGUGGCUUUGGGCUUUUUCGAUGAACUUGGCUCUGCAGUCGGUGUUGGAAAGUUUCUCGCAGAAUGGAUUGCCGAAAAGGAACCUCCCUUCGAACUGGCGGAAAUAGAGCCAGAACGCUUUCGUUCUUGGGCAGACAGAGAAGUGUACUCAAAUUACUAUGCCGAAGAUCGCCCGUUGGCUUUGCGACCCUCGGGCCGUCCGACUGUUCGCGUCAGCGGUGCGCACGGACCUCUGAUGAACCACGGAGCGAAAAUGGAAAAAUACUGUUUUUCUUUACUUUUUCAUAAUGGGGCCAUUUUCGUAUCAGUCGAACGCGAGUACCGCUUGAUCACGGAGAAAUGUGCCAUUAUCGAUCUGUCGUUCCUCAGCAUAAUUGAAGUUCGCGGAAAAAUGGCUGAGCAGUUUUUGAACUACGUACUGGCGAAGCGGGCACCCGAGGCCGGAAAAGCGAUAUAUUCAUGUAUGCUUACGCCAACGGGCAAAAUUCUGUCUCAGAUGAAGGUGAUGCGUCAUAACAUGCUGAAUUCGUUUCUUCUCGUAAGUGGCGCAGAACAGGAGGCGAGAAAUUUAAGGUGGUUAAACUUCACCUCGAACGAGAACAAAUUUUUUGCCGAAGUCACUAACGUGUCAAGGUUUUUGAGUACGCUGUCUCUUGUCGGCCCGAAGGCAUUCGAAAUCAUGAAGAAGGUGACACCAGCCAAUAUGUCUUAUGAAGCAUUUCCGCACAUGUCUUCUAAACCAAUAAAAAUUGGAAAGGUUCCGGCGAUUGUCUGUCGCAUGUCAUUUACAGGUGAACCGGGAUUUGAGAUUUAUCAUAACCGGGCUGAAACACUGAGAGUGUACGACGAACUGAUGACUGCAGGAAAGGCGUUUGGUAUCAAAGACGCUGGUUGGGAGGCUUUGAACAUUUUGCGUACCGAGAAAGGAAUGAAAUUUCCUGAAUACGAAGUUCGGCUAAGCGUUCGAUUGUUCUUGGUGUUAAUCGUUUUCAUCUUGCUUGCUCGUUUUUCUGCCCACUGCUCCCGUCAUGUAAACGGAUGA